AUGACAGCACGUGCAACUGCAACUUGCAAUUGAAUUUUUGAAUUGAAUAGUUCAAGUAGAAGUAUCCCAUUCUUUACAGUCUCUUUUGGUGAAAUUGCGUUUGUUUAACGAUAAAGCUGAAGUCUUACCAUCGAUAUUCAUCAUGAAGUGUUUAUCUUAGUUCCUUUUCUCAAAAUCAAAUAGUGCUUCGUACUUUUCCUCUUUCAAGUCUCCAAUGUUGCGCCUUGACUGAAAUCAUUGUUCAUCACAUUACCAGUUCCUUCUGAAUAUGGGGAAGCCCAAAUUUAAAAAGUCCAAGACAAAUGAACAGAAACUUCAAAUCAAGUCACGUAAAGAUAAGAAAAAGAAUAAAACCAAGGAGUUAAAGUUGGCAAAAGUGGUGAAGGAACAUAACCGUUCCAACCUGAAUCCUGUCAGUAAUUUUGUAUCGGUCGAAGACAAUGUUCGCAAAUCUAUAUUCAGCUCGAAGGUCUCAGAUGUCACGAAAACAAGAGUCGACUCUACGUGUGUCAGUAUCUCUAACCUUAACAUUGCAAGUUCCAGCUCCAGCUUAGCGCAUCUUGUCGUGGACGCCCAACUCCCAGGGGAUCAGCCUGCUGUUGAGGAUCAACCCAACAUUUUUGCUGACUUUCUCCAAUCAGUGAAAUUCGUUGUUGUCAGUUCAAAAAAAGUCCUUGCUAUCUGUGAUCAUACAGAUAUUUUACAUUUUUUUGGGGUCGUAAAGCUGUCAAUACUUCACGGGCAAGCAGAAGUUCUAGGUUACGUUUUCAAUAAUCGCACGCCCCCAUCAAAUGUGUUCUCUCUGAGAGACUCUGGCAUUUUACAAGUAACCAUCUCAAAAAAUACACAGUCUUUUUUAGAUCUCAGAGAUCUCAAGGAAAAAAUUGAAGAGAGGUGUGGAGGUAUUGCCACUCAAACUGUUGAUAGGGUUAUCUCGCUCAUGAAAUCAAGUAGUACAAUCCUCUUGCUCGAGAGAAGUACCGACACAAAAAGAAUGCAAGUUUUUUUGAAUAGCCAUUGCAAGUCAUCUAUUUUUCCUACUACGACAAGUAUUCAAGAGAAGCUCAUGAAUGUUGAACAUCCAGAAGAAGUCAAAAAAAUUGAACGUGAACUUGUUUGUCAGUUUAUCCAUCCUUCUGAGCCAGAAAAUUUUUUCAAAGUCAGUGACCAAUGGCAGCCGCUGGUUGAUCAGAUUUUAAGCUCAAUUACAAGUUAUACAGGCAGCAUAUCAUUACUAGCUGGUGGUAAGGGAGUUGGGAAGUCCACUCUUCUCCGUUAUUUAGUCAAUCAAUGUUUGAGUCGAACAUCUGCAAAGAAGGCUCUAGUAAUUGAUUUAGAUCCUGGCCAGUGUGAGAUGACACUUCCAGGCUGCAUGUCGGUCCAUGUUGUCACCAAACCUCUUCUUGGUCCAAACUUUUCUCAUUUGAGUCAUUCUGGAAGAGUGUGGUUUCUUGGAGAGAUCAAUGUUGCGCAGUGUUUUGACAGGUACUUAAAGUACUUAGAAGAGAUUCUUUGUUACUGUGCCUCUAGUGCAGAGUUGAAAAAAAUUCCAUGGUUCAUUAACACAAUGGGUUUCUGCAGAGGCCUAGGAGUGGAACUGAUGUCCUGCACCAUCAAUUACUUCAGACCAACACAUGUCAUACAAAUACAGAGCAAAAAGGACAACAACAAUUAUCCACUUCCAUUAUCUCCAGACAUUGUACAAAGGCAUCAUAGAUUCAUCAAGUCUAAAGUCAGUAGAGUGAGCGGUGUUGUGACGCAUGAUUUAAGUGUCAUCUCAUCUGUUUCAAAUGCAAAUCCAAAUAAAACCAAUCCUCCUGAAAGAAGAGGCGCAGUUAUACUCUCCUAUUUCAGUCAAAUUCUACCCAAAUCCACGGAUGCCAUUACGGAUGUUAUUCCUUUUGUAACUGAUGUAUCCCAUCUAGAUAUCAUUAUCUGCCAUGGUCAGAAUCUCAGUCGAGCUCAGUCUCUCGCAGCUAUAAAUGGGAAUUUAGUUGCAUUGUGUUCAAAAUCUAGUAAUGAUACAUUCAAUCAUAAGUGCCUUGGCUUCGGCAUUGUUCGAGGCAUUGAUUUCUCAGAUGGGCGAUUGUUUCUUCUCACUCCUUUACGAGAAGACUUGAAAGAUGUCAAUUGUCUCAUGAUGGGGAACACGUUCUUACCGCAAUCAAUUUACCCUCAGUCUCAUUCUAGUGGGCAUGUCCCAUAUGUUAACAUCGGAGAAGGCCAAAUUACCAGCAGGAUAACCAGACGGACGUUCAAGCCUGCGUCCACCGUAAGUUUUCAAGAUCGGUUUGGAAACGAGUCGAGAAUGCGGCAGUCCUGUUAGUACUUAAAAUUUGUAAGGAGCUCUAUCCUUGAUUUGUUUGAUCUUGUUGAAAUUUUGAUAGAUAGAAUUUUGUUAUCACAGUCCGUACUGCGUACGCGUGUCAGUUUUGCUUGUGCUCUGAUUUGAAGGGAACUAAUCAUUGUUAACAUUGAUCCGUUUGAAACAUCGAUUUCUUGGUGAAUAAAAAAAUUUGUUAUCAUGGUUA
Molecule: messenger RNA, 2531 nt
Organism: Bemisia tabaci
Lineage: Eukaryota; Metazoa; Arthropoda; Insecta; Hemiptera; Aleyrodidae
Product: polynucleotide 5'-hydroxyl-kinase NOL9
Biological process (GO): cleavage in ITS2 between 5.8S rRNA and LSU-rRNA of tricistronic rRNA transcript (SSU-rRNA, 5.8S rRNA, LSU-rRNA)
Cellular component (GO): nucleus
Molecular function (GO): polynucleotide 5'-hydroxyl-kinase activity
Source: RefSeq, a predicted model, not a curated record